AUGGCUUGUGCGCAUGCGCAGUGCUGGUGUCGUCGUCAUCCACUCAGUCUCGCGCGCCUUCUGGAUUGUCUGCUUCUGUACCGGCGAGCUCCUUCAACCCCACCCGACCCGAGAGCCCUUGUAUCCCGGGAGCCUGCACUGCGAGGUCCUGCCUCCAGUCCAUAUUCCAUUCUUCCUCCUCCAUCGACAUGCCUCCGCCAGUGGGGGGGCCUGCAGGUUACACCCCCCCCGAGGGGGGCUGGGGCUGGGCCGUGGUCGUGGGGGCGUUCAUCUCCAUCGGCUUCUCCUACGCCUUCCCCAAAUCGAUAACGGUAUUCUUCAAAGACAUCGAGGUGAUCUUCAACGCCACCCCCAGCCAAGUGUCCUGGAUCUCGUCCAUCAUGUUGGCUGUCAUGUAUGCAGGAGGUCCAAUCAGCAGCAUCAUGGUGAACAGAUUCGGCAGCCGACCAAUCAUCCUGCUGGGGGGCUGCCUGGCAGGGUCGGGACUGGUCGCCGCCUCCUUCUGCAACACGGUGGCGCAGCUCUACUUCUUCAUCGGGGUGGUCGGAGGAUUAGGACUGGCGUUUAACCUGAACCCAGCCCUCACGAUGAUCGGCAAGUACUUCUACAAGCGGCGGCCCAUCGCCAACGGCAUCGCCAUGGCCGGCAGCCCCGUCUUCCUGUCCACGCUGGCCCCGCUCAACUCGUGGCUGUACGACGAGUACGGCUGGAGGGGCAGCUUCCUCAUCCUCGGGGGGCUUCUGCUCAACUGCUGCGUGGCCGCCUCGCUCAUGCGCCCCAUCGGACCCAAGCCGCGGCCCCCCGAGCCCGACGGCGGGGGGGCUGAGGCGGCGCGGCCCAAGAAGACUGCGCUGCAGACCGUCAACUCCUUCAUCGACUUGACGCUGUUCAAGCACCGCGGCUUUCUGCUCUACCUGAUGGGCAACGUCAUCAUGUUCUUCGGCCUCUUCGCGCCACUCGUCUUCCUGUCCAAUUUCGCCAAGAGCAAAGAUAUCAGCAAGGAAAAGGCAGCGUUCCUGCUCUCCGUGCUGGCGUUCGUCGACAUGUUCGCUCGGCCCUCCAUGGGCCUGCUGGCCAACACCAAGUGGGUCCGACCCCGGGUGCAGUACUUCUUCGCCGCCGCCGUCCUCUACAACGGCGUGUGCCACGUCAUGGCGCCGCUCUCCAGCGACUACACGGGAUUCGUGGUUUACGCCAUCUUCUUCGGCUUCGCCUUCGGCUGGCUGAGCUCGGUGCUCUUCGAGACUCUGAUGGACCUGGUGGGGGCGCAGAGGUUCUCGUCCGCCGUGGGCCUGGUCACCAUCGUGGAGUGCGGCCCCGUCUUGCUCGGCCCCCCGCUAACAGGAAGCUUCUACAACUACUACCAACAUUACAACUACACGUACAUCUCGUCCGGCGUCAUCCUCAUCGUGGCCAGCCUCUUCCUCUUUGCGGGAAUGGGCGUCAACUACAGACUGGUGGCGCGAGAGAAGAAGGACGAGGAGAAACGAGAGCGGCAGGAGGCCAAGGACGAGCGCGCCGCCAUGCUGGCCCCCGCCUCGCCCUCAAAGGCUCCCGCCGAGGAGGAGAACGCCCACGCCGCGCCUGACGCAGCACCUGAUGCCAGUAAAAUGGAGGAGGAUUCAAAGAUGGAUGAGAACACGGUAUAGGAGCACAACAGACUCUGGAAGACAGAUACACACUUAGCACAAACAUACACUUUUACUUAUAGACCCGCACCGCACUCACAUCUCUUUUUUUUUUUUUUUUUUUUUUUUUUUUUCUUCUUUAUUGAUGUGCCUGCGGCGGGGAACAAAAGUUGUUGAGGAGCACAUGCACAGAAUAUUAACAGUAGUUUUACUCUCAGGGUCUCCAGCUCCCAUCAUGCUCCGAGAGAGGGAGAGAAAGUGUGUGUGUGUGUGUGUGUGUGUGUGUGUGUGUGUGUGCGCGAGAGUGUGUGUGAGCUUCAACCGAACAAGAUGACCUGACACGCUCGCACACAGUGGUCUUAUUGGGGUGGUAUUUCUAUGGCAGACGUCAGUAUUUGAACUUGUGAAUCAUGCGAAGCUACACACGCGGCCGUGAACAAAUAUUGGAGCUCAGUGGAUACAAACAACCUGAUUCGAAAGAGUCCGUGUGUGCGUGCGUGUGUGUGUGUGUGUGUGUGUGUGAGAGAGUGUAGUGUGUGCGAGUGUGUGUGGUUUUUACAUUUCACAACAGAAUGUGUCGAAUCCGUCACAGCUUCUUUUACCAGCAGCAGAAGUGUUUUUGUUUUGUUUUUUUAACGGUAGGACAAGCCUAUUGGUUUCCAAACGGUUAAGGAUGGAUUAUUAAACUUGUGCCAAUAAACUCGUGGAUUCAAAUCAUCAGUCAUGCAAAAGCCAGCAAGGGAAGGAAUUUCCCCUCAAGCAAAUCCUGAAUAUAUUAUUCAUCGUUUAUUCUAGAUUAUUGUCGUAUUCACCACGUUAUACUUGUGAAUCAUAAUAACUUUGGUCCUACAUUUUUUGGAGUCAACAAAAUCAAUAUUUUCUGACCAAUUAAGUGAAAUCGGACAAGUGAAUUUUAAUGAUGACCUCAAUGGUUGGGAAUCACUGCAUUAGUGCAUUUUGUGGUCCAACAUCAUUCUCUCGUGGACAAACACAGUUGUCUACCCAUUUAUUAUGACAUUCCAAUUUAAUGGCGUACAUUAUCAGCACAAUUUUCGAUACUGCCCUGCCGGAUUGUAACACAAAACGAAAGCCUUUCGCGGUGAAAAGAGGCUCUUUGAUGCGAACAAAAUGUAUCGGUUGUUGUUUUGUGUUUGUUUGUUUGUUUGUUUGCAUCUGAGUUUUACAUUCUGUACUUAGGAAAAAUUACACCUUUUUAAAUGAAGAACUGUUUCUGGAAGAAAAAAAAAACAGGCUGUUUUGGUUUUCAAGACUCAUACUAAUUACUGUAACUGUGAUAUUUUUAUGAUGGCAGAGUGAAGGAAUUAAAGGUUUUUUUAAAA
Molecule: messenger RNA, 2968 nt
Organism: Phyllopteryx taeniolatus (common seadragon)
Lineage: Eukaryota; Metazoa; Chordata; Actinopteri; Syngnathiformes; Syngnathidae
Product: monocarboxylate transporter 1-like
Exons: 5
Coding region: 189-1649 (486 amino acids)
Biological process (GO): monocarboxylic acid transport; transmembrane transport
Cellular component (GO): membrane
Molecular function (GO): monocarboxylic acid transmembrane transporter activity
Source: RefSeq, a predicted model, not a curated record